Knipowitschia caucasica is the source of this 903-nucleotide messenger RNA. Lineage: Eukaryota; Metazoa; Chordata; Actinopteri; Gobiiformes; Gobiidae. The record is from the annotation of a GenBank genome assembly.
AUGAUUGACGCGGGGCACCUGCUGUUGGACCUGCUGUUGCGCAGACCUCAGCUGCUCCAGCAAAACUACUUGGAACUGGAAACAAUGGAGACGGAUAAGAAGUUACUCUCAUCUCCUGAACUAUUACCAGAGAGGGAUUUAUCGGAGCUAAUCAAAACAGCAACCAAGGACAGUCACACACGAGCAGAAAACACUGAGCUGAUGCUGAGCUUCCAAAGAGGACGGGUCUCCUUACCACAGUAUAAGCUUCUUCUGUGCUCGCUGCAUGAAAUCUACACAGCAUUAGAGCAAGAAAUGGAUAAAAACAGUGAUCACCCCAGUGUCGCACCAAUCUACUUCCCCUCUGAACUGGCCCGACUUGAGGCUAUCGAGAAGGACCUGGCCUACUUCUAUGGACCCGAGUGGAGACAAAAGAUUGAGAUUCCAGAAGCUACAAAAAGAUAUAGCCACAGACUAAGACAGAUCGGCGCAGACAACCCAGAGUUAUUAGUUGCCCAUGCAUACACCCGUUACCUUGGCGACCUGUCGGGGGGUCAGGUGCUCGGUCGAAUUGCACAGAAAUCCAUGGGGCUUAAAGGAUCUGAAGGCCUCUCUUUCUUUGCCUUUCCCGGAGUGUCUAGCCCCAACCUGUUCAAACAGCUGUACCGGAGUCGCAUGAACAGCAUCGAGCUCACAGAGGAAGAGAGAGGCCGUGUGUUGGAAGAAGCCAUACUAGCUUUUGAGUUAAACAUCCAGGUGUUUGAUGGCUUACAGGCCAUGUUAAGUCACCCCCAAGACAUGGAGCUAAAGUCCAUCAAAAAAAUAGAUGCACGCCAAUCCUCCAGUAUUGUCCCACUUUUGCGAAUGUUUGUGGGAUUCUUUGUAGCCUUCGUCACUGUCACGUUGGGAGUCUAUGUCUUUUAG